Erpetoichthys calabaricus (reedfish) is the source of this 1625-nucleotide messenger RNA. It is a transcript of the gene metap1, whose product is annotated as methionyl aminopeptidase 1. Gene Ontology annotation, molecular function: metalloaminopeptidase activity. Bases 55 to 1218 code for a protein of 387 amino acids. Gene Ontology annotation, biological process: proteolysis. The record is from RefSeq and is a predicted model, not a curated record. The transcript is spliced from 11 exons. NCBI's taxonomy places the organism in Eukaryota, Metazoa, Chordata, Cladistia, Polypteriformes, Polypteridae.
CUCUGCUCGCGCCCUCCCCCCACUCUCCUCCCCUCCCUUCGCCUGACUGUCAGCAUGGCGGCCACUGAGCCCCGAGAAUGCGAAACGGAAGGCUGCAAGCGCGAGGCCAAGCUGCAGUGCCCCACUUGCAUCAAGCUCGAGAUCCAGGGCUCGUACUUCUGCUCACAGGAAUGUUUCAAGGGAAGCUGGGCCACUCACAAGCUACUGCACAAAAAAGCAAAAGAAGAAAAGACAAAGCAAGAUCCCUGGAGGAGCGUAAACAGCAGUGAAGCCAACACAGAUCCAUGGCCUGGUUAUCGAUACUCGGGCAAAUUAAGACCACACUAUCCUCUGACUCCCAUGAGACCAGUGCCAAGUUAUAUACAGCGGCCAGAUUACGCCGACCAUCCAUUAGGAAUGUCGGAGUCGGAGCAGGCGUUGAAAGGCACCUCUCAGAUCAAGAUCCUUUCUCCAGAGGAUAUCGAAGGAAUGAAAACUGUCUCUAAGCUUGCCAGGGAGGUGCUGGAUAUAGCGUCUUUGAUGGUGAAACCAGGAGUGACCACUGAGGAGAUUGACCACGCUGUGCAUUUGGCCUGUACAGCCAGAAACUGCUACCCUUCACCGUUAAACUACUACAACUUCCCCAAGUCGAGCUGCACAUCAGUCAAUGAAGUCAUCUGCCACGGAAUCCCCGACAGGCGACCGCUGCAGGAAGGAGACAUCUUAAACGUGGACAUCACCGUCUAUCGGAACGGAUACCACGGAGAUCUCAACGAGACGUUCUUUGUUGGAGAAGUCGACGAGGGGGCCAAGCGGCUCGUGCAGACGACCUAUGAAUGCCUGAUGCAGGCCAUCGAUUCUGUAAAGCCGGGUGUUCGUUACCGAGAGCUGGGCAACAUAAUCCAAAAGCACGCACAAGCCAAUGGGUUCUCUGUGGUGAGGAGCUACUGCGGACAUGGCAUCCACAAGCUGUUUCACACGGCUCCUAACGUGCCCCAUUAUGCCAAAAACAAGGCUGUUGGCGUGAUGAAGCCAGGCCACGUGUUCACUAUUGAGCCAAUGAUAUGUGAAGGUGGCUGGCAGGACGAGACGUGGCCCGACGGCUGGACUGCGGUGACCCGAGAUGGGAAGCGCUCUGCCCAGUUUGAACACACGCUGCUGGUGACCGAGGGGGGCUGCGAAAUCCUCACCCGACGCCUGGAAGACAACGGCAGGCCCCACUACAUGUCGCAGAUGUAGGCCCGCCGUGCUUCCGCUUUCAGACUUGAACUGUUUGCUUAAACUGCUGACUAAAACGCCAGGGGGCUUCUUUUUUUGUUUUGGGGGGUUGUGUUGAAAAUGGUCACCGAUUUGGCCACACAGUUGGAUUGGAGUUCAGUGUUACAGCAGGGAAGAGGGCCGCUUGACAUUCUCAGGUAUUUCAGGUUCCUGUUCAGAGUGUUGUGGUGUAGGAGAUGAGGAGGAGGAGGAGAGGAAGAGUAAAUGUAGUUGUGCCCCACCGGGGGGUCCGUGACCCGCAGUGUAACGUCACGUCCUGAGGGCCCACAAACAGCAAAGUAAAUCCAUCAGUGGUGUGUUUUAUUGGUGAAAUAGCAAAAUAUGUAUGGCGGAAAGUUGUGGACACAAUUAAACUGUUUUCAUUUGAA